Messenger RNA from Elephantulus edwardii (Cape elephant shrew), 2775 nucleotides. It is a transcript of the gene L3MBTL1, whose product is annotated as l(3)mbt-like 1 (Drosophila). NCBI's taxonomy places the organism in Eukaryota, Metazoa, Chordata, Mammalia, Macroscelidea, Macroscelididae. The record is from RefSeq and is a predicted model, not a curated record. Gene Ontology annotation, molecular function: protein binding; zinc ion binding. The transcript has 24 exons. Gene Ontology annotation, biological process: regulation of DNA-templated transcription. Gene Ontology annotation, cellular component: nucleus. The coding region runs from base 1 to 2775 and encodes 924 amino acids.
AUGAAGGUCUGCGCUGCCAUCCCGAAGGCCCGCCGGGAUACGUAUACUAAAGAGUAUUUUGUCAAACAAGGUGGUUUGGGCACUCAGAAAGGAGCUGGGGGGCGAGGGUCCCGCGGGGCUCGCUCUCCAGUCGCCGAGGUUCCCGCGCCCCGCCGCGCGCCGCCGGCUGUGCCAGCGCCGGAGGAACCUCACUGCGCCUCGCCCGCGCGGACACCAGCCCCGGGGGAGAUGGAGCGAUCUUCCAGAAUGGAGGGGCACGCUGAAAUGGAGAUGCUGAGGACACUGAAGGGGCCCUCCACAGGGGAGGUCAGCGUCCACCUGGUGGCCAGAGACAGCUCAGGCUCAGGCCCUCACCUGCCCACCACCGCCUUCAUCAUCCCAGCCAGCUCGGCCACCCUCAGUCUGCCCAGCAGCACCCUAGAUGUGUCCUGCUUCCCCCGAGAGCCAAUCCAUAUGGGUGCCCCGGAUCGGCCAGCCGGCAGCGAACCCGUCACGGCCACCGUGCUGCCCCAGCUAAGUGCGGGGCCUACAGCCAGCUCCAGUGCCAGCACCGUGCGUCUCCUAGAGUGGACCGAGGCUGCGGCCCCACCUCCUGGGAGCAGCCUGCGGUUCCGGCUCAGCGAGUACGCGCCACUGGCCAUGGUGGGAGCGGAGCGUCCUCAGAGCCCCGAGCUGCGGCAGGAAGGACUGGCUGAAUAUGAGCAGGGCGAGGCUUCAGCGGGAGGUGGCGAGCCAGCCCACCAGCAGCCGGUGGACCUCCCACAGGACCCUCCAGAAAAUGUUUCUCAGGACCCUCCAGAGGAUGAUGCCGCCUGUCAGUGCCAGGCCUGCGGACCCCAGCUCGUCACCAGCCCAGACCUUGGAUCCUCAAACGAUGGCUGCUCCCAGCUCUUCCAGGAGCGGUCAGUCAUAGUGGAGAACUCCUCAGGCGGCACCAGCACUUCUGAACUGCUCAAACCCAUGAAGAAGCGGAAGUGCAGGGAAUACCAGAGCCCAUCAGAGGAGGACUCGGAGCCAGAGGUCAUGGAAAAGCAAGAAGAAAAGGAUCCAGAGGAACAGCCCAUCACCAGCACCCCAGAGAGUGAGGAGUGGAGCAGCAGCCAGCCCGCAUCUGGUGAGAAGAAGGACGUCUGGUCGUGGGAGUGCUACUUGGAAGAGCAGAAGGCCAUCACUGCCCCUGUCAGCCUCUUCCAGGACUACCAGACAGUCCCUCAUCACAAGAAUGGCUUCAAACUGGGCAUGAAGUUGGAAGGCAUUGACCCUCAACACCCAUCUAUGUACUUCAUCCUCACUGUGGCCGAGGUGUGUGGCUACCGCCUGCGUCUGCACUUUGAUGGGUAUUCCGAGUGCCAUGACUUCUGGAUCAAUGCCAACUCUCCUGACAUUCACCCUGCCGGCUGGUUUGAGAAGACUGGACACAAGCUACAGCCCCCCAAAGGUUACAGGGAGGAGGAGUUCAGCUGGAGCCAGUACUUGCGAAGCACAAGGGCGCAGGCGGCCCCCAAGCACCUGUUCAUCAGCCAGAACCACAGUCCCCCAGCCCUGGGCUUCCAGGUGGGCAUGAAGCUGGAGGCUGUUGACCGCAUGAAUCCAUCCCUCAUCUGUGUGGCCAGUGUGACCGACGUGGUGGACGGCCGCUUCCUGGUGCACUUUGAUAACUGGGAUGAUACCUACGAUUACUGGUGUGACUCCAGCAGCCCUUACAUCCACCCGGUUGGCUGGUGCCAGAAGCAAGGAAAACCCCUCACGCCUCCACAAGACUACCCAGACCCUGAUAGCUUCUGUUGGGAGAAGUAUCUAGAAGAAACCAGGACUUCUGCUGUGCCCACAUGGGCCUUCAAGGUGCGACCUCCUCACAACUUCCUGGUCAACAUGAAACUGGAGGCCGUGGACCGAAGGAAUCCUGCCCUGAUUCGGGUGGCCAGUGUGGAGGACGUGGAAGAUCACCGAAUAAAGCUCCACUUUGACGGCUGGAGCCACGCCUAUGACUUCUGGAUCGACGCAGACCACCCAGACAUCCACCCCGCAGGCUGGUGCUCCAAGACGGGACAUCCCCUGCAACCCCCUCUCCGACCCAGAGAGCCCAGCUCGGCCUCUUCUGGAGGCUGCCCCCCUCUCAGCUUUAAGAGUCUGCCAAACACUAGGACCUCCAAGUACAGCUUUCAUCACCGGAAGUGCCCGACUCCUGGUUGUGACGGCUCUGGCCACGUCACAGGCAAGUUCACGGCUCACCAUUGCCUCUCAGGCUGUCCGCUGGCUGAGAGGAACCAGAGCCGGCUGAAAGCAGAGCUGUCCGACUCAGAGGCCUCAGCUCGGAAGAGGAACCUGUCGGGCUUCUCCUCAAGGAAAAAGCCUCGCCAUCAUGGCCGGAUCGGACGCCCUCCAAAGUAUCGGAAGAUCCCACAGGAAGAUUUCCAGACCCUGUCCACCGACGUCAUGCACCAGUCCCUGUUCAUGUCGGCCUUGUCAGCCCACCCGGACCGUUCACUGUCUGUGUGCUGGGAGCAGCACUGCAAGCUGCUUCCGGGAGUGGCGGGCAUCUCAGCCUCAGCGGUUGCCAAGUGGACCAUUGAUGAGGUCUUCGGUUUUGUUCAGACUCUGACAGGUUGUGAGGACCAAGCACGGCUCUUCAAAGAUGAGAUGAUUGACGGCGAGGCCUUCCUUUUGCUGACACAGGCGGACAUUGUGAAGAUCAUGAGUGUCAAGCUGGGCCCAGCCUUGAAGAUUUAUAACUCCAUUCUCAUGUUCAAAAACGCCGACGACUCCUUAAAGUGA